AUGAACUUAUUGGGCAUGCUCUCGGAAACGACGCUUGACACGCCCACAUCUUAUCCUAACAAUGGUGACACAAAUCAAAAUAUUGCAUCAAUGAUAACGCCGAACAAUGUGAUGGAAACACCUAAUCCUUACAGUAGCACAGCAUUUGGCGACAGCAACGGCUUUACAAACAACGACACAGGCAACCGCGUUGUAUUUCUCCCGACAUAUUUGACGCGGCUCCAACGUGACAUCAGUGAGGCCAUUGUACAGAUGUUUGCGCCUGCACUCGAGCAACAGUUACAUGGCCGUAGCAGUAUCACAAGGUUACUUUCGGGGGGAGGGGCGGAGGCUGUAGAUGCGCUUUACGAGCAUCUUGCAGUCGUGUGCCGUCAUCCGCUGCUUGUGGUGGACCACUUUGUACCAAAAAAGUUACUUCUUUCGGAAACAAGUGAAAGGCUAGUCUCUAUGUCUGGGAAGCUUGAGACAUUCAACAGGCUAGUGGAUCGACUUGUGGAUCGCUGCGAUGGAGGGAAAGGAUAUUCGCUUCUUGUGGUAGCACAGUCCGUCAAGGAACUUGAAUGGAUUGAAGGUGUUAUAGUGGGAAAGCGCUUGAAGUACGAAAACCUUAGUGCUCGCAAACUCUUUGAUGCUGGCGCCGAAGACGAGACGCGUGAACCCAGUGAAGAUGAGAGCGAGAUUCGCCGCGGGCGCAGACGUGCGCAGAAACGAGCCCGCAUGUUUGCUCAAAAGCGGACGCCUGCGCCUGAAGUUCAUGUGCGGCUUGUUACUACACGCCAGGCAGAGGGCGUGGUUGGUGCCAUUGGUGCGUCAAAUUUCGAUGCCAUUUUCGCAUUUGACCAAACAAUACAGCAUCAAACUAUGAGUAAUGUGCGCAUGAUUGUGCCAGUGCCUGUCUACUCUGUUGAGCAUAUGUCACGAGUGGUUCCAGGUGGACGAGUUGCGGCUGUCAAGGCUUUUGUGGCUAACCGGUUCAGACUCUGGGAAGCUAAGCGUGUGGACUCUUCUGAGGAAAACGGACAUUACGCUUGUGUGAACACGGAAAAAAUCGACAUGGAUGGCGGCCACGCGCUCGAUUCUUUCUUGGAUGGGGCCGAAGUUGGAGACCUUCUUGCCCUGUUUGAGCCUGAAGAGUGCGGAGACGAAGAAGUGCGUACUCGUCUACGCGAAAGCUACUUUGAGGUGAUCUGUACCAUGGAGCGGGAUGAGAUUGAAAAGAGAGAAGUAAAGCAAGAAGAUCCCUUCGCUUCCCCAAGCUUGAAAUUGGAGACAGACAGCUGGAGUCUUGAUCACAAUGGCAUACAAUUCAACAAGGCGGAAUGGUCGAAUAGCCGGAUAUCCGACUGGGCAAAUGUGGAUUGGGCAGAUUAUGAAGCGCUCAAAAGUGCUCUCGCGCGAUUUUUGAACGCGAGAAUUGAGCAUCUUGACCGUUUGAUGCGUGCUGGGUCGAAGGUACUUCCGGCACGACGUGAGGCGGAAACAGCACGCCAGGAACAGAUUGAUGCAGAUGAGGACCGUGUAUCUGAGCUGUUUCGCAAGCUUCGGCGGCUCAACGAUGAUGCAGCCGCAGCAGAGCGACGUCUUGCUAGGGCUGAAACGGAUUUUGGCCGCGCACAGCGUGUAGCUCAUGAAGCAAUAAACAUGUUGACUCGGAUCAAAAGUGCGACUGAGAGCCUGGAAGUUAGAAAAGAGAUGGCUGAGACCGCAAAGGAAGUGGUGGUCGAAGUAAAAGAAGGAACGAAAACGGACACUAAGAGUGAGAAUAAUGCUGGUGUUGACAUGGAUGUCGACCAUACGGAGGAGGAUAAGAGUGAACCGAACAAUGUCGAUGUCAAGAUGGAGGGAGCAGAAAAUGAAAAGACAAAUACAGAUGGAGAUAAGGAGCCCGUUACUGGUGAGAUCGCUUUGGAAGAAGUCCUUGCAGACCUUGAAGCAGAGCGCGAACGCCUCGCGGUGGAACAUGUGCGCCUCACUGAGGAAAGUGAAAAACUCCGUGCUCAGUACCAGGCCGAGUCAGCUCGCGCGGUUCGUGCCACUGGUGAAGCGGCCGCAGCCCGUACUGAACAACAGCGUCUCGAAAAACACUUGACCGGACCGGGAAUGACUGUACUUCCAAGCUUAGCUCGCAAGGAUGAACUCCACAUGCUUGAAACAAGACUGCGCCGCUUAGAAGCAGAAAAUGCGUUUCUUUCACAGUUGUUGGCUCAGCGACUCGAGCGUCUUGUGCGUGAGCGCAGUGCUUUGCUUGAUUCUACGAGCACUGGUCUGACCUCGCGACCCACCAACAGGAUUAGCCGUGCAUCAUCGCCCUUUACAUGA
Messenger RNA from Clavispora lusitaniae ATCC 42720, 2319 nucleotides. RefSeq lists its product as uncharacterized. Gene Ontology annotation, cellular component: HDA1 complex. NCBI's taxonomy places the organism in Eukaryota, Fungi, Ascomycota, Pichiomycetes, Serinales, Metschnikowiaceae. The record is from RefSeq and is a predicted model, not a curated record.